UGGUGUGAGUCAUACUCCCCGCAUCAAACUGUGGCUGAUGGGGUCCCGCGGAGUGCGGUGGCGGAGCCAUCUAGCAGAUUUUAAAGUUUACCUGUGAUCGUAAUAUGACGUGGUGCGAGCCAUACUCCCCUGCGUCAUAUCAGACAGUGUGUGUGUGGUGGAACCAGUCGGUACAUUUUAAAAGUGUAGAUGUUUUGCAAAUAAGUCGUUGUCAUGGUAGUGAGUGCUGCAGGUCGGCGCCCUACCUUAUAUUACCUUUUAGGCAAGUACGGGUUUUGACAAGCCUGGCCCUUAAGGUGAUCAGCGUGUUGUGAACAUUUAUUGCAGAUGUAUGGGUGAGGUUACGAGUUUAGCUUUUCCUGAUGUCCUGUGUAAUAUCUGAGCUCUGAGGAGGUAAUCGUCGGGGUGACGAUUCAUAAGCUAGCAGAUAAAUAAGUGGAUCAUUGCUGGAUGAUGGCGUUUGUUUCAGAUCUCCUGGUGAACUCACUCAAUGAACUGAUAAAAGCCCAACUGAAGGAGUUUCAGUGGCAUCUGAAGAAUCAUGGUGGUAUUUCAGCUGCUGAGCUGGAGGACACAGAUGUCUUAGAUACAGUAGAUAAGAUAAUGGAGCGUUAUGGACCAGACGGAGCUAUGGAGAUCACACUGAACAUCUUAAGGAAGAUGAAUCAAAACCAUCUGGCUCAACUGCUGGAGUACAAACACAAAGAUGGUCCAGUGACAGUUGACAGUAAAGCUGCUGAUGGUUGUUACACUGAGCUGAGCAUCAGACUGAAGAACAUCUUAAAACAGGACUAUGAGCGGAUAUUGGACGGUAAUUCACAGACUGGCCAUCGGAAAUAUCUGAACGAUAUUUACACUGAUCUCUUCAUAGUAAAGAAUGAGACUGGAGGAGCAGUGACUGAGCAUGAAGUGAGACAAAUUGAAUUAAAUCUCAUCCGAAGUCCUGCUGAGGACUCGCCAAUCAAAUGCAAUGAUGUAUUUAAAGUCCAGUGUGAUCGACGAAACAGAAAAGUGAUGACGAUGGGCAUUGCUGGGGUGGGAAAAACUGUCUCAGUUAAUAAAUUCAUUCUUGACUGGGCUGAAGGAAAGGAAAAUCAGGAAAUCGUCUUUGUUUUUCCUCUGCCUUUCCGUCAGUUGAAUGUGAUUCAAAAGGAUUACAGCCUAAUGGAUCUGAUUCACGAAUACUUUAGCUGUGUUAAACAACUCCCAUCAUUACCUGAAGAUGAAGGUAAAGUCAUGUUCGUCUUUGAUGGCCUGGAUGAGUGUCGAUUCCCUUUAAGCUUUGAGAAGAGCCAGAGAUUGACAGAUGUACAUGAAAAAACAACAGUGGGUGUCAUUGUUACAAACCUGAUUAAGAAAAAUCUGCUUCCUUUUUCUCUCAUCUGGAUCACCUCCAGACCAGCAGCAGCCAAUCAGAUCCCUCGAGACUACAUUGAUCAGAUGACAGAGGUCCGAGGAUUCAACGAUGAGCAAAAGGAAAAAUACUUCACUAAAAACAGCAAACCUGAUGUGGCAGAGAAAAUCAUCUCACACAUGAGGAAAUCCAGGAGUCUUUACAUCAUGUGUCAAAUUCCUGUCUUCUGCUGGAUCUCUCUCUGUGUUUUUCAGCCUCUGCUGACUAAAGAGGAUCAUGACAAAAUUCCCACAACCCUCACAGGGAUGUACAUAUACUUCUUACUUUCUCAGAUGCAGCAAAUGAAAAAGAAAUACCAUGAUGGUCUUCCAAUAUCUUUUAAAGAUGUGGUUCUGAAGCUCAGUAAACUGGCCUUUAAACAGCUUCAGAAAGGAAACCUGAUUUUCUAUGAAGAAGAUCUUCAGAAAUGUGGGCUGGAUGUCAGUGAAGGUCUUGUUUACUCAGGUUUGUGCACUCAGAUUUUUCAAAGAGAAAAGCCAGUUUCUGGGAGAAAUGUGUACAGCUUUGUACAUCUCAGCAUUCAGGAAUUCCUCGCUGCUCUCUAUGCAAUUAUAAUAUACAAAGAUAAAAAAACAAAUCCAUUCCCUGUCUCUCUGGGUGAAAAAGUGCAAUGGAUAUUUAAAUAUUCACUGUUAGAGCUUCAUAAGAGUGCAAUUGAGAAUGCUCUUCAGAGCAAGAACGGACACCUGGACCUUCUCCUCCGGUUCCUCAUGGGUCUUUCACUGAAGUCCAGUCAGAAUGAGCUGAGGGAACUUCUGCCCACACUGAAGAUUACAAAUAAAGAAGAAAACAUAACAGACACUGCUGAUUAUAUCAAAAUGAAAAUUGAGGAAGCAAAAUCAGAAGAGAGGAGAAGCAAUCUUUUCUACUGCUUGAGUGAACUGAAAGAUUAUUCACUGAUCACAGAAAUCCAGAAGUAUCUGAAUUCAGGAGAUCUUUCAGCUCAGAGUCUUUCUUCUGUUCAGUGGUCUGCUCUGGUGUUUGUGCUGCUGAUGUCAGAAGAGAUUCAAGAGACGUUUGAGCUGCAGAAGUACAGAAGAUCUGAUGAAGCACUGAUUCGACUAUUGCCAGUGAUCAAACAAACCAAAAGAGCUCUUCUACAGAGCUGUAAUCUGACUGGUAAGUGUUGUGAAAGUUUAUCUUCAUGUCUACAAUCAUCAUGGUGUCUCCUGAGAGAUCUGGAUCUGAGUAACAAUGACCUGCAGGAUUCAGGAGUGAAGCUCAUCUCUGAUGCUCUCAAGAGUCCAGACUGCAAACUAGAGAUACUGAGAUUGUCCAGCUGUAAUCUGACUGCUGAGUGUUGUAAAAGUUUAUCUUUAUCUCUACAAUCAUCAUGGUGUCUCCUGAGAGAUCUGGACCUGAGUUACAAUGACCUGCAGGAUUCAGGAGUGAAGCUCAUCUCUGAUGCUCUCAAGAGUCCUAACUGUAAGCUACAGAUACUGAGAUUGUCAAUGUGUAAUCUGACCGGUGAGUGCUACAAAAGUUUAUCUUCAUGUCUUCAAUCCUCAAACUCCUCUGUGAGAGAUCUGGAUGUGAGUAACAAUGACCUGCAGGAUUCAGGAGUGAAGCUCAUCUCUGAUGCUCUCAAGAGUCCAGACUGUAAACUACAGAUACUGAGUUUAUCUGGCUGUAAUCUGACUGCUGAGUGUUGUAAAAGUUUCUCUUCAUGUCUACAAUCAUCAUGGUGUCUCCUGAGAGAUCUGGAUGUGAGUAACAAUGACCUGCAGGAUUCAGGAGUGAAGCUCAUCUCUGAUGCUCUCAAGAGUCCAGACUGUAAACUAGAGAUAAUGAGAUUGUCCUUGUGUAAUCUGACUGCUGAGUGUUGUGAAAGUUUAUCUUCAUGUCUUCAAUCCUCAAACUCCUCUGUGAGAGAUCUGGACCUGAGUAACAAUGACCUGCAGGAUUCAGGAGUGAAGCUCAUCUCUGAUGCUCUCAAGAGCCCAAACUGUAAACUACACACACUGAGAUUAUCAGGUUGUAUGGUGACAGAUGAAGGUUGUUGUUAUUUGGCUUCAGCUCUGAGUUCAAACCCAUCAUCACACCUGAGAGAGCUGGAUCUGACCUACAAUCACCCACAACACUCAGGACAUCAGAUGCUCUCUCAGAGACUCAGUGAUCCCAAGUGUACACUGGAGAAACUUAAUUUAGAUCAUGGGGAGGAAUUCAGAAUCAAAGCAGGACUAUACAAGUAUGCCUGUAAUCUCACACUGGAUCCAAGCACGGCAAACAUUCAUCUUGUUCUGUCUGAGGACAACAGAAAGAUAACACGUGUGAUUGAGUCUCAGCCGUAUCGUGACGGUCCAGACAGAUUUGAUUUACCUCAGGUUUUGUGUAAAGAGCGUCUGGCUGGACGCUGUUACUGGGAGGCUGAAUGGAGCGGAUUUGGUGUUUUUAUAUCAGUGUCAUAUAAAAGCAUCUACAGGAAAGGAAAGACUGUUGAAAGUGAGUUAGGAUUCAAUGCACAAUCAUGGAGUCUGCUCUUUGUUGAUCAUGGCUUCAUUGCAUGUCACAAUAAUAAGGAAACAGCGCAUAGCACACGUGCCCCUUUUCACCUCUCUAAUAGAGUAGGAGUUUAUCUGGACUGGUCAGCGGGCACUCUGUCCUUCUACAGCGUCUCUGAUACACAAACACUCACACAUUUACACACAUUCAACACAACAUUUACUGAACCUCUAUAUGCUGGAUUUAAGAUUCAUUUUAACUCCUCAGUGUCUCUUUGUGAGAUCAUACAGAAUCCAGUGAGAAACAGUAGAGAUGUCAUAUACUCUUCAUUCUCAAUACAACAAAAGUUGCAAAGUACAGUGUCUAAGAUUGACAUAGAAGAAAGUGCUGAUGGUGGACCGACAGCAGUGUCUCCAUUAUUCAGUGAUAAAUCCAUGGAUAAAAAACAUAUACUGGGUGAUCCUGUGAUGACCUUUGACCCCAGUAUGAACAGAUGUGAGACUCAGAGAGCAUCAUCUCCAGAGCCCAGCUGUGUGUCGGUGAAGAGCCAUCAGUCCAUGGACCCUCCCCUCAAGUUUAGCAAAGAAACCAUGACAAUAAACCCCAGGCAAGGAGCAGCAUCUUCAGAUGACAGCUGUGUGUCUAUGAAGAGCCAUCAGUCCAUGGACCCUCCCCUCAAACUCAGUGAAAGAGGCGUGACCUUUAACCCCAAUGAGGCUAAAAAUGAUCAGAGCCCAGAUCUUCAUCAUGAACCAGUAGAUGAUGUUCUGCAGAGAGUCAAAGAUCAACACAAAACCAUCAUGAAGAACAAGUUUGAGAGUUUAUUUGAGGGAAUCAAACAACGAGAGAAUCAAACCCUCCUGAAGAGGAUUUACACACAACUGUACCUCAUAGAGGGAGAGAGUGAAGGAGUGAAUGAAGAACAUGAGGUUUUACACAUGGAGAAAAACACCAGAACACAACACUUACAAGACACAACAAUCUACUGCAAUGACAUCUUUAAACCCUUACCUGAACCAGAAUAUAAAACUGAGAAAAGAAGAGAGAGAAAAGACAAAAUCAAGAGCGUUCUUACUAAAGGCAUCGCUGGAAUUGGAAAAACCGUCUCCGUACAGAAGUUCAUUCUGGAUUGGGCCGAGGGAACAGCCAAUCAGGAUGUAGAUUUCAUGUUUGUGUUUCCGUUUCGAGAGCUGAACUUGAUUCAAGAUGAUCGGUACAGUCUUCACAAACUUCUGCUUGACUUUUAUCCUGAACUUCAAGAUCUGGACUCAAAGAUUUAUGAUGAGUGUAAAGUUGUGUUCAUCUUUGAUGGUCUGGAUGAAAACAGAAUGACACUGAUGUUUUCAGAUGCUGAGAAAGUUUCUGAGGUGACUGAGACUUCAUCAGUGCCUGUGUUGAUAUCAAACCUUAUAAAAGGAGAUCUGAUUCCCUCUGCUCUCAUCUGGAUCACCUCCAGACCAGCAGCAGCCAAUCAGAUCCCAUCUAAACACAUCAACCGUCUGACAGAAAUCCAGGGAUUCAAUGACGAUCAGAAGGAAGAAUAUUUCAGGAAGAAAAUCAGUGAUGAACAUCAAGCCAGCAGAAUCAUCUCACACGUCAGAAGAUCAAGAAGUCUCCACAUCAUGUGUCACAUACCAGUCUUCUGUUGGAUCUCAUCCACUGUGCUUCAAAACAUCCUGAAACAAGACAAUGAGAGAGCAGAAAUCCCUAAAACUCUGACUGAAAUGUACAUCCACUUCCUGCUGAUUCAGAUGAAUAUGAAGAAUGAGAAGUAUGAUGAGAGAGAUCCAGAGAAACUCCUGCAGUCCAACAGAGAAGUGAUUGUCAAACUGUCUGAACUGGCUUUCAAACAGCUGAUGAAGGGUAAUGUGAUGUUUUAUGAGGAGGAGCUGAGAGAGUCUGGCAUAGACAUCACUGACGCCUCAGUGUAUUCUGGGAUUUGUACUGAGAUCUUUAAGGAGGAAUCUGGGAUACAUCAGAGGAAAAUCUACUGCUUCAUACAUCUCAGCUUUCAGGAGUUUCUGGCUGCUUUCUAUGUGUUGUACUGCCAUAUAGUCAAUAAUAAGCAGUUGUUUCUAUAUGAAGAAGAUGAGUAUGAUUAUGAUAGUCCUGAAGAAAUCUCAGACUCUGAGUCUCUCAUAAGAGGUGCAGUAAAUGAAGCUCUUGAAAGUAAAACUGGACAUCUGGAUCUUUUCCUGCGAUUCCUGCUGGGAAUCUCACUGGAGUCCAAUCAGAGUCUUUUACAGGAUCUACUGACACACACGGUGGGAACCAUCAUGGAGGUCACACAGUAUAUUAAAGAUAAAAUCAAGGGAAGAAAUGAUGAUGAUGGUGAUGAUGAUGGCGAUGAUGAUAUCUCCGCAGAAAGAUCCAUCAAUCUGUUUCUGUGUCUUCUUGAAGUGAAUGAUCAGACUCUGUACAGAGAGAUUGAGGAGUUUGUGAGAUCAGACAAACACUCAGAGAAGAAACUCUCUGCUGCUCACUGUUCAGCAAUAGCCUACAUGCUUCAGAUGUCAGAGGAGGUGCUGGAUGAGCUGAAUCUGAAGAAAUACAACACAACAGAGGAGGGGAGAAGAAGACUCAUACCAGCUGUCACCAACUGCACAAGAGCUAUAUUUACAGACUGGAUUAUAACUAUGGAGUCCUGUAAAAUGUUGUCUUCGUGUCUUCAAUCCUCAAACUCAUCUGUGAGAGAUCUGGAUCUGAGUAACAAUGACCUGCAGGAUUCAGGAGUGAAGCUCAUCUCUGAUGCUCUCAAGAGUCCAGACUGUAAACUACACACUCUGAGAUUGUCAGGCUGUAAUUUGACUGCUGAGUGUUGUGAAAGUUUAUCUUCAUGUCUUCAAUCUUCAAACUCCUCUGUGAGAGAUCUGGAUGUGAGUAACAAUGACCUGCAGGAUUCAGGAGUGAAGCACAUCUCUGAAACUCUCAAGAGUCCAGACUGUAAACUACAGAUACUGAGAUUGUCCUUGUGUAAUCUGACUGCUGAGUGUUGUGAAAGUUUAUCUUCAUGUCUUCAAUCCUCAAACUCCUCUGUGAGAGAUCUGGAUGUGAGUAACAAUGACCUGCAGGAUUCAGGAGUGAAGCUCAUCUCUGAUGCUCUCAAGAGUCCAGACUGUAAACUACACACACUGAGAUUAUCAGGUUGUAUGGUGACAGAUGAAGGUUGUUGUUAUUUGGCUUCAGCUCUGAGUUCAAACCCAUCAUCACACCUGAGAGAGCUGGAUCUGAGCUACAAUCACCCACAACACUCAGGACGCCAGAUGCUCUCUCAGUGUACACUGGACAAACUCAAGUAUGAACUCAACACCAGUACUCACAAUGAAGGAAAGUUCAGAAUUACAGCAGGACUACACAAAUACGCCUGUGAUCUCACACUGGAUGCAAACACAGCACACAAAUGUCUCAUACUCUCAGAGGACAACAGAAAGGUGACAUACGUGAAAGAUCCUCAGCCGUAUCCUGAUCAUCCAGACAGAUUUGAGGAGUGUAUUCAGGUUUUGUGUAGAGAGAGUCUAACUGGACGCUGUUAUUGGGAGGUUGAAUUCAGCUGGCGAGCUCGUAUAUCAGUGACAUAUAAAAGUAUCAGCAGGAAUGAAAGAAGCAGCGAAUGUGAUCUUGGAUUUAAUGUGAAGUCCUGGUGUCUGUAUUGCUCUGAUAAUAGACUGAUAGUCCGUCAUGAUGAAAGCAGCAUUGAUAUACCUCCUCCCUCACCUCCAUGUAAUAGAGUAGGAGUUUAUCUGGACUGGUCAGCGGGCACUCUGUCCUUCUACAGCGUCUCUGAUAAACAAAGACUCAAACACUUACACACAUUCAACACAACAUUCACUGAACCUCUAUAUGCUGGAUUUAGAGUUUAUAACUUUGUGUUACUGUGUUGAAAUCUUUUCACACUUACAUUGCUUUAUUGUAAAUAUGAAUUAUUUCUCUUAUAUCACAGUUACCCCAGACAUUGCUGGUUAUUUUAAGACAUUUGACAGGUCAGGUGUGCAUUUAUCGAAAAAUAAUGCGUACCUGUGAAACAUUUCUCAACCAGUAAUAAUAAAGCAUUCAACAGCCCCAUGACGUAUAGACGGUUUCAGCAGAAUCAAUAACAACAGAGUCCUUUUAGAGUAGUUUAUUUUUGACUACAAGGGAAAUAAAUGAUAAGUAAAUUAUCUUUAUUCAUAUAUCAUAUCUAAUGCGUAUCAAGCAUUACACUGAGCUAACGUUACUGUGUAAAAAUAAUCUAUACAAUGUUAGCCACAGGUCCUUAAAUUCUGGCCUGGCUGCCAAACCUCUCCUCACAGUUGUGAUCCAGUCUCCCCUUAGUAAACCAAAAAAUUGUGUUUUCGACAAGCUAUUUCAGAGAUCAGUUUAGCCACUUACUAGCCAGACCGAUAAAUCAAUACAGAUCAGAAGUUCGGUUUAGGGGCAACAAUUCACGUGCAUCCAAUUAAACCCUCUAUACAUGAAUUAUGUAUUUAUUUAUGUAUAAUAAAAAUACUUGACAACACUUAGUGUAAUGCUGUGUGUAUAUUUCUGAAGAGAAACAUUUUCAAUUUAAAUUUAUUUGUACUGGAGCAACU
Paramisgurnus dabryanus is the source of this 8424-nucleotide messenger RNA. Its product is annotated as NACHT, LRR and PYD domains-containing protein 3-like. NCBI's taxonomy places the organism in Eukaryota, Metazoa, Chordata, Actinopteri, Cypriniformes, Cobitidae. The record is from RefSeq and is a predicted model, not a curated record. Gene Ontology annotation, molecular function: protein binding.